This is a messenger RNA of Ceratina calcarata, 1119 nucleotides long. Its product is annotated as rhomboid-related protein 4. NCBI's taxonomy places the organism in Eukaryota, Metazoa, Arthropoda, Insecta, Hymenoptera, Apidae. The transcript has 3 exons. Gene Ontology annotation, molecular function: serine-type endopeptidase activity. Gene Ontology annotation, cellular component: membrane. The coding region runs from base 202 to 945 and encodes 247 amino acids. The record is from RefSeq and is a predicted model, not a curated record.
GUUGGUCCACGUGUACCAGUCGAUAUAAUGAUGAUGUAAAUCUCUCUGUUGAUCGAGCCUGCCGUACCGCUAUGUUCGAUAGUCAGAACCGGAGGAACGAUUCCUAAAUCAGUAAAUUUUACUGCAACGAUGAAGACAGUCGUUACUCGACUUAUACUAGACAAAGAAUCAAGUAUCGACAUUGGGAAUUAGCUAGAAAUAAUGAGGCCUGCACAAAGGAGACAGCAGGGCUUGCAGUACGGCGUUUUCUUGUUACUUAUGCAAGCCAUGAAUUUCGGUAUCGAUAAGAUUCCACCGGCCACUUUAAUCACGAUUAUUGCACAAGUAUCGCUUUAUAUCGGUCUGAUAAAAGUUCCGUGGAACGCAGAGGAGGCAUGCAUAUCCGCGAUCAAAGUUUUCAAGUAUCGCGAUUGGAACUCGUUCAUCGUAUCGAAUUUCGAGCAUGGUUCGGACAUGCACCUGUACUAUAACAUGGUUUCGUUGAUUUUGAAAGGUUACUAUUUGGAACCUAUGUACGGAACCAUGAAUUUUGCUGUCUUAUUAGCUAUACUCUCUCUCGGAUGCAGUGCUAUGUACGCGAGUCUCGGCUACGGGUUGAUGCAACUGACAGGAGAUUUCGGGUAUUACACGCAAUGCGCUAUUGGGUUUUCCGCCGUUCUGUUUGCUUUGAAAGUAAUCGUGGUCUGCGAGGAACACGAUAGAAUGCAAAAUGUAGGGGGACUCAGAGUCCCCAGUAAAAUUGCUGUGUGGGUCGAGCUGAUCUUGAUUCACCUCUUGGUUCCACAUUCUUCCUUCGUCGGUCAUCUCGGAGGUAUCCUUGUUGGUUGCUUGUACUGUUAUACUUUCGUUGGAGAAAUGAUUGAUAACAUUGUGUGUACUGUAACUGGUGCUCCUAUCAUACACGAGGAGCAAUUUUAUAGAAGGCGCAGUUCGUACUUCAGGUGAAUAAGUAAACAAAAACGUGGAGCUUUCUCAAUUUAAUUUUAUUAAGGUGAUAUAAGAUUACAAAAGCAUAUUAUUUUUCUAUACCAUGUAUAUCUAAAGGACUGUAAAGCUACGUUUUAAAUAUUUAUUAUACAAUAUGUAAAAUAAUAAAUUAAUGUACACUCUGUUUAUAAA